This is a messenger RNA of Pichia kudriavzevii, 624 nucleotides long. RefSeq lists its product as uncharacterized. Gene Ontology annotation, molecular function: flavin adenine dinucleotide binding; flavin-dependent sulfhydryl oxidase activity. The coding region runs from base 1 to 624 and encodes 207 amino acids. Gene Ontology annotation, cellular component: mitochondrion. The record is from RefSeq and is a predicted model, not a curated record. The transcript has a single exon. NCBI's taxonomy places the organism in Eukaryota, Fungi, Ascomycota, Pichiomycetes, Pichiales, Pichiaceae.
AUGAAACAUCUAGGACUACUAAGAAACAGCAGAGGAGUUUUCAUAUCCGUUGUUAUUGGGGUUCUGUUAGUGUACCAUUUGUUGAGCAAUGGACAGACCAAAGUGCAGAAUGAGCCUGUUUCAGGCGGGAGUAUUUUAGCUGGGAAUGCUGUUGUCGCCAGCGAGAUGGACGUUACCAAUGGGGGAGAGGGUGUCGAUAUGCCGUUCAUGCCCAAGAUGGGUAACGAGACACUCAAGGCAGAGCUCGGACGGGCAGCAUGGAAGGUGUUGCAUACGAUCUUGGCGAGGUACCCCGAGGAUCCGUCAAUAAGGGAACGUGAACAUGUCUCUCAAUACAUUGAUUCGUUUGCACAGGUGUAUCCUUGUGGUGACUGUGCUCGUCAUUUCAUCAAGUUGCUCAAACGGUAUCCGCCCCAGUUGAACAGCCGCAAGAAUGCUGCCAUGUGGGGGUGUUUUAUCCAUAACAAGGUCAAUGAACGAUUAGAGAAGCCCAUCUACGAUUGCACUAGCAUUUUAGACGACUACGAUUGUGGAUGUGGGGAGGACGAGGCUGGUCUUGACGAGACGCGGGAGCACCUGCAAAGCAUCCAAGUAGAGAGUUACGAGGAGCGAGUUGGAGGGUGA